AUGCACCAAAGAACGGUAGCACAAGUUUUUGCGAUUGGGCUUGCCAAUUUACAUGGACACCAAUCAACGGGCCAACCAAAUUGUAUUUUUACUCCUGUCUUUUUGCUAGCAUUAAGGUCUGCAGUCAAGAAGGGCUAUCUUCGUGAUGGGUAUAUCCACAAGUUUAUUCCGGAGGAUGCCCUUUCAUCCUUUCAAUGCAAAUUACCGAUUUUCAAUAGAGGGAAUUUUUGUCCUGCAAUGGGCCACUUCCCUGAAGAACACAUUGGCUCGCUCUCCUUUUUUGACAUUGAUUUCCAGGAAAUCAUUACCUCCAAGUUGGAGCGUCUUGGAAAAGAUUUCGAGUCCAAAUGUAGCGCGCAAAAUUCAACAUCAAGAUACAUCCCAAUUUCUGGAGACUUGAACCAGUUCAUCGAGCAUAUAGCCCCUUCGCUUUUAAAAGAGGGAUUCGACCCUGCGAUUCCUACUCUUGUAAUAACAGAGGUCGUUUUAAUAUAUCUCAGAGAAAAGCCAACGCUCCGCAUUCUCGAGUGGUUUUCGUCCACUUUGAAAAGCCCAUCCAUCGAUAUAAAUGAAUCUUCGCCUCUCAAGCAAGAGCAUCCCAAAGCGGCGCAAUCUCCCAAUGGGCUUUUUGGAGUUACAUUACACAAAGGCAGAUCCUAUUUUAUAACGCUCGAUCCAAGCUCGUUCUCUGACCCGUUUGGAAUGAUGAUGAUAAAAAACCUGGAAAGUAGUUCGAUUUACCUUGUUAACGAGCUCUUGCUUUCUGGCCGCUCUAAAUUCGAGGGUUCCUUGCGAUCGAUUGAUUGGAAAGUUUUGAACGCCUUUACCAUGAGAGAGGCCUAUGAAAAAUACAUUUCAAAAGACGAAAAGAAAAGGAUAUCUCUCCUGGAAUGGGUGGAUGAGCUGGAGGAAUGGAACCUUCUCAGCUCCCAUUACUAUUUUUCAGUAUUUGUUCUGGAAAAAGCGAAUGACACCUGA
Mitosporidium daphniae is the source of this 978-nucleotide messenger RNA. RefSeq lists its product as uncharacterized. The record is from RefSeq and is a predicted model, not a curated record. NCBI's taxonomy places the organism in Eukaryota, Fungi, Microsporidia. Gene Ontology annotation, molecular function: methyltransferase activity. The transcript is spliced from 5 exons. The coding region runs from base 1 to 978 and encodes 325 amino acids. Gene Ontology annotation, biological process: methylation.